Messenger RNA from Dryobates pubescens (Downy woodpecker), 2133 nucleotides. RefSeq names its product gigaxonin (gene GAN). The transcript has 11 exons. Bases 50 to 1843 code for a protein of 597 amino acids. NCBI's taxonomy places the organism in Eukaryota, Metazoa, Chordata, Aves, Piciformes, Picidae. Gene Ontology annotation, biological process: cytoskeleton organization. The record is from RefSeq and is a predicted model, not a curated record. Gene Ontology annotation, molecular function: protein binding.
GCAGUGAUUGAGGCGGCCGGCCCGGCGCGGCUCGGCGCGACCCGGCAGCAUGUCGGGACCGAGCGCCGUGUCGGACCCCCAGCACCCGGCGCGGCUGCUGCGGGCGCUCAGCUCCUUCCGCGAGGAGAGCCGCUUCUGCGACGCGCACCUGGUGCUGGAGGGGGAGGAGAUCCCGGUGCAGAAGAACAUCCUGGCGGCCGCUAGCCCCUACAUCAGAACAAAACUGAAUUAUAAUCCUCCAAAGGAUGAUGGCUCAACAUACAAGAUUGAACUUGAAGGGAUAUCUGUCGAUAUCAUGAAAGAGAUCCUAGAUUACAUCUUCAGUGGGCAGAUCAGGCUAAAUGAAGAAACUAUCCAAGAUGUGGUACAGGCAGCUGAUCUCCUGCUGCUAACAGACUUAAAAACUCUCUGCUGUGAGUUUUUAGAAGGUUGCAUAGCUGCUGAGAACUGUAUUGGUAUUCGGGACUUUGCACUGCACUAUUGUUUGCAUCAUGUUCACUACCUUGCCUCAGAGUAUCUGGAAACUCACUUUCGAGAUGUCAGCAGCACAGAGGAAUUCUUGGAACUGACUCCUCAAAAACUGAAAGAAGUGCUGUCGAUGGAAAAGCUCAAUGUGGGAAACGAAAGAUACGUCUUUGAAGCGGUGAUUAGGUGGAUUUCUCAUGAUCCGGAAUCGAGAAAGGUUCACAUGAAGGAUGUCAUGUCGGCAGUGUGGGUGUCAGGCUUAGACGCCGGGUAUUUACGUGAGCAGAUGAUGAGCGAACCGCUGGUACGGGAGAUUGUCAAGGAAUGCAACAAUAUUCCCCUGACACCACCCCAGCAGGGAGAGGCAAUGCUGGCCUCCUUCAAGCCCCGGGGCUACUCCGAGUGUAUAGUGACUGUUGGUGGAGAAGAACGAGUAUCACGGAAACCAACCUCAGUGAUGCGGUGUAUGUGUCCUCUUUAUGAUCCCAAUAGACAGCUCUGGAUUGAACUUGCUCCUAUGAGUAUUCCAAGGAUCAAUCAUGGAGUAUUGUCAGCAGAAGGAUUUUUAUUUGUGCUUGGUGGUCAAGAUGAAAACAAGGGAACACUAAACUCUGGAGAGAAAUAUGAUCCAGAUACCAAUUCAUGGAGUUCCUUACCACCAAUGAAUGAGGCACGACACAACUUUGGUGUGGUAGAGAUUGAUGGAAUUCUGUACAUUCUGGGAGGUGAGGAUGGUGAAAGGGAGCUCAUCUCUAUGGAGAGCUAUGAUAUUUAUAGCCGGACCUGGACCAAGCAGCCAGACUUGACCAUGGUUAGAAAGAUUGGCUGCUAUGCAGCUAUGAAGAAGAAAAUCUAUGCAAUGGGAGGAGGCUCCUAUGGAAAACUUUUUGAGUCUGUUGAGUGUUAUGACCCAAGGACUCAGCAGUGGACAGCAAUCUGUCCUCUGAAAGAGAGAAGAUUUGGGGCAGUGGCCUGUGGAGUUGCCUCUGAGCUUUAUGUAUUUGGUGGGGUGAGGAGUCGGGAUGACAGUCAAGCCAGCGAGAUGGUGACGUGCAAAUCUGAAUUUUAUCAUGAUGAGUUUAAAAGGUGGAUUUAUCUCAAUGACCAGAACCUAUGUAUCCCAACUAGUUCUUCCUUUGUGUAUGGAGCUGUACCCAUUGGAGCCAGUAUUUAUGUGAUUGGAGAUCUUGAUACAGGCACAAAUUAUGACUAUGUUAGAGAAUUUAAGAGAAGCACGGGGACCUGGCAGCGCACUAAGCCUCUCUUCCCCUCGGACCUGCGCCGUACCGGCUGCGCAGCUUUGCGGAUCGCAAACUGCAAACUCUUCCGACUGCAGCUUCAGCAAGGACUGUUCCGCAUCCGCGUCCCUUCUCCGUGACCCUGUGCCGGCAGUGGAGGAGACUGGAAGAGUUCUGCUCAGUCCACCUUAAUAUAGCUCUAUAUAAAGGAAAAGCUGAGAAAUUACAGCUGAAACUUACACUGUAUGCUGUGCUUUGGUAUGGUAACUGUUUUUGUUUUAAAUGCUUAAAAAGCUUGAGUCUAAGUUCUUGUUUCGGGAACAAAUAGCUUAAGUAUACAUAAAAAAGAAAGGGGGUAAAAUAAAAGGGGGGGAUUGAGGAAACACCUUCAGUCGUAACCAUUGGAGUUUAAACCGUGUUGUUGGAGGAG